AUGUCUGCAGCAGAUCUUGAAUUCUUCACUACUGCUCUGCCAAUCAUCAAAACAGUUUCUUCUGAUGAUUGUCAGAGCUGCUGCGUCAGUAGUACUAAUGAUGACGAAGCUGAUUGCCGGACUCCGAAGUCGCCGGAGAAUAUGAUCCCUCCAAUUCUUGUCUGCCCGCCGGCUCCCAGAAAGCCGCUGCGGCGGCGCACGACGGCGGCCGCCUCCUCCAAGAGGAAGCUGUGUGAAUUGCAGUUCUUCGAGAUCGCCGCUAGAGAAGAAGUCGAAUCUUUUUUCAGAAGGGUUGAGGAAAGUAUCAACGGCGGCGCCGCCGCCACCGCCAAGAGGAGAUGUGUGAUGUGA
Molecule: messenger RNA, 351 nt
Organism: Erythranthe guttata (spotted monkey flower)
Lineage: Eukaryota; Viridiplantae; Streptophyta; Magnoliopsida; Lamiales; Phrymaceae
Source: RefSeq, a predicted model, not a curated record